AUGGAUCCAUCAUCUGGAAUGCAUAUGCCCUCAAACAGUGAGGUGGUCCAUGUGGCUGUUGGAAAUCCCAUCAUAACAAUGUAUCAGACUCCCCCUCAGGCUCAAAACAUUGCACAGAUCAUUACACAGCACAUCAUACCACAAGAUGUUAUCUGUCAGACUGUACCCCAUACUGUUCCAUCACAAAUUCAGAUAUCAUCCCAAGCACAAUCUCCAAUGCAUAACCAUGGUCACAGGGCUCAGUCACACAGUCUUGCUGUCUCACAGCCUCAGAGCCACAGCCAAAUACAAAGUCAUGUACAGUCACAAUGUCACAUGCAGCCUCACAGCCAUGUGCAGCCUCACAGCCACGGUCAAGCACAAAGCCAUGGACCACCACAAGUCCAUGGUCUAACACAAGGGCAAUCACAGAGUGAGAGUGCAGUUGCCUCUCAGGAUGGAUCCAGGUCAUCAAUGCAGUUGCCCUUUGCAGAGGUGGCCUCCCUGCUGGAUCCUAAUAUGAAGAGCUCAAAGGCUCGAAAGUACCAAAUCCAUUAUGAUGAAGUAAAACGAAGACUGGAGCCACCUGAGAAGAUGUCUCUCAGAUCUUUAGCUGCCUACACCAGAGUUAGUCGGGGUCCAGCCAGUAAGAAAAUGCUUUUGGAAUCACUGAAUGUCUUUGGCCUGUCACCAAGUACCAACACAGCAGUGUCCAGCACUUUCUCCAAGCUUACAGAAGGUGACACAGCAGCUCUGAGCAAAGACAUGAAGGAUUUUGCCUUACAGUACAUCGAUUAUGAAAACAUGGCAAAACAGUUACUGCCAGAGACCAACCAGGUGCAGCACUGGUCAAAAAUAAUUGAGACAAGAAAUUAUCUGGAAGAGAUGCGGAAAGUAUUCAAAGACCCAGGUAACAGCCGUUUGUUUUCUAACGUCACACACGGCCUUGGCAACGGUAUGAUGGACGUGGCUCUCGACAUUAUUGAUACAGUCAUUGACCGGCAGAUCCGGAUUCUCUCAGGUAACACAGACCCUAAACCUGAACCGCCUGUCAGAGGGAACCGAAAACGCACACGUAAACCCAAGACUAUGACAGAGGAUGGGAAGCCCACAGAAAAAGGGAAACGAGGCAGGAAAAAGGUCAAACAGAUGCAAUUAGAUCCCAGUGUUCCACAGGUUCCACCAGUUGCACAAUCUACAGAUAUGGAGAGCAGCGUCCUGACUCUGGUAUCUGUAGGAUAUGAGACCAUAUCAAGCGGGCUAAAUUCUACUGGUGCUGGCCUGUCGUAGUGAAAAGUUUUCUUUUGGGUUUUUUAAUAUGGUUUCAU
Trichomycterus rosablanca is the source of this 1307-nucleotide messenger RNA. RefSeq lists its product as uncharacterized. Lineage: Eukaryota; Metazoa; Chordata; Actinopteri; Siluriformes; Trichomycteridae. The transcript has 3 exons. The record is from RefSeq and is a predicted model, not a curated record. The coding region runs from base 1 to 1269 and encodes 422 amino acids.